AUGUCUGCCAGAAAGUUGAAGGUUGGUUGCGCCGGUCUGGGCCGUAUGGGCAAGCGCCAUGCUCUGAACUUCUUGCAGCGUACUCCCCGUGCAGAGCUUGUUGCCGCCAGCUCCCCGGAUGACACUGAGCUGGAGUGGGCAAAGGUGCACCUUGCACCUUAUGGAGUGACUCUAUACAAGAACUACGAUGACAUGCUGAAGCACGAAGGGCUGGAAGCCGUUGUGGUUGCGUCUGCUACAGCUGUGCAUGCCGAACAGGCCAUCAAGGCCAUUGAGGCUGGCAAGAAUACUCUUUGCGAGAAGCCCUUGUCGACCAGCGUUGAAAUUUCUCAAACAGUCCUCGAUGCAGCUUCCAAGAAGCCCGAACUGAAGGUGAUGUGUGGCUUUUCCCGCCGCUUCGAUGCCUCAUACCGCGAUGCAUACAAUAAGACGUCUAGUGGUGGGAUUGGUGCCCCCUCCGUCAUGCGCAGUCAGACUUGUGACAAGUUGGACCCGACCGGAUUCUUUGUUGCUUAUGCCGAGUUCUCUGGGGGGAUAUUCGUGGACUGCUCCAUCCAUGAUAUCGAUCUGGCCCUGUGGUUCUUUGGUCAAGACAGCAAGGUCAAGUCCGUGUCCGCGGUGGGUAUCACGGCUGUGGAGCCAGACUUGCGCAAGCACAACGACCGGGACAACGCUGUUGGUCUGGUUGAAUUCUACAGCGGCCAGAUUGCCUACUUCUACGCCUCGCGCAUGAUGGCUGCCGGCCAGGAAGAUACCACCGAGAUUAUCGGCACGAAGGGAAAGCUGGCGGUGAACACUCAGCCCGCUCUGAACCUGGUCAAUAUCUUCGACGAGAACGGUGUCCGUCGCGAGAUCCCGCAGCAUUACUAUGACCGCUUCGAGUACGCAUUUGUCACCGAAGCCAACGAGUUCACUGCCUGUUGUCUGGAGAACACACCCGUUCCUUUGAAACUUGAGGGUGCGGUCCAAGCCGUCCGAAUCGGCAGUGCCCUUCAAGAAUCCAUGAUCACUGGCGAGAAGAUCUUCUUUGACGAGGCCGGUGUGCGGAUCCCCAAGGCAAGGCUGUAG
This is a messenger RNA of Aspergillus heteromorphus CBS 117.55, 1068 nucleotides long. RefSeq names its product putative NAD binding Rossmann fold oxidoreductase. The record is from RefSeq and is a predicted model, not a curated record. The coding region runs from base 1 to 1068 and encodes 355 amino acids. The transcript has 2 exons. Gene Ontology annotation, molecular function: oxidoreductase activity; nucleotide binding. Gene Ontology annotation, biological process: NADPH regeneration. NCBI's taxonomy places the organism in Eukaryota, Fungi, Ascomycota, Eurotiomycetes, Eurotiales, Aspergillaceae. Gene Ontology annotation, cellular component: cytoplasm.